AUGCUGCGAGCUCUGAUUUUCUCUGCCAUCCUUUCCCUGGCUUUGGCACAUGGCAGCAGUGAAGAAAGUGAUUCAAAUGUAUCAUCAGAUGAAAGUGAAGAGGAUAAUAGCGAGAGGCGAGGUUACUGCCCAAAUAAUGUGACCUUUGAUGCCUGUCCAAUCUCUUGCCCUGGAGGCUCCAGCUGCUCCAAUGCACAGUGUUCCUCCAACAUAAACUGCCCUGAACUCCAGAAAUGCUGUCAAACCAACUGUGGAAUGAAUUGCGUUGACCCAGAAUACAACCCAACCUGUGAGGAGAAUAAUGACUGCAAAGAAACCUUAAUCUGCUGCAAAGGACUCUGUGUCCCUCCCAAGCCUUUGUCCCCUAUGCAAUGGCUCAAUGGAAUAAGUUACCUAGUUUUGGAGGUUCCUUGGAAGACAACAGCCUUCCCGGUCCCAGACGUGGCUCCAGGUGGUCCUCCGGUCCCAGACGUGGCUCCAGGUGGUCCUCCGGUCCCAGACGUGGCUCCAGGUGGUCCUCCGGUCCCAGACGUGGCUCCAGGUGGUCCUCCGGUCCCAGAACGUGGCUCCAGGUGGUCCUCCGGUCCCAGACGUGGCUCCAGGUGGUCCUGCCGGUCCCAGACGUGGCUCCAGGUGGUCCUCCGGUCCCAGACGUGGCUCCAGGUGGUGCCUCCGGUCCCGAGACGUGGCUCCAAGGUGGUCCUCCCGGUCCGGCCCCAGCCUUUGACUCCUGGCGCUCUCAGCCUUUGA
This is a messenger RNA of Xenopus laevis (African clawed frog), 750 nucleotides long. Its product is annotated as formin-B-like. Lineage: Eukaryota; Metazoa; Chordata; Amphibia; Anura; Pipidae. The record is from RefSeq and is a predicted model, not a curated record. The transcript is spliced from 5 exons. The coding region runs from base 1 to 750 and encodes 249 amino acids.